Messenger RNA from Pseudoliparis swirei, 389 nucleotides. RefSeq names its product protein LBH-like. The coding region runs from base 1 to 297 and encodes 98 amino acids. The record is from RefSeq and is a predicted model, not a curated record. The transcript has 3 exons. Lineage: Eukaryota; Metazoa; Chordata; Actinopteri; Perciformes; Liparidae.
AUGAUGGAGGUCAUAAACUCUCUGGAGCCCGGGUCGAAGGACUUCAGUGGGGCCGGAGCCAAUCAGGACUCAACCCCCCCAGACACCCUUGGAAGGUACCCCAAGCUGUCCAGGAGGCUUCCCUCCAUCGUGGUGGAGCCGAUGGACGGAGACGACGUGGAGAGCGGAGAACUCCGCUGGCCCCCGGAGCCGGACGCUCAGAUCGAGAGGCCGAGAGCGGAGGACCGGCCUGCAGAUGAGGACCAGUUGAGCGUCGCUGUGGACGAAGAGGCUUCAGAUCCGGAGACCCAGGACUGAAUGGACUGCCGUCCUGUGGUCCACUAAGAGCGAGUACAGACCCUGAGGGACCAGGAGUCCAGUAGAGGGGCUCUAAAGACCCCAGGGACUAG